UGAAGUGAACCCACCAGAAAGCUCUUAUAUCAGGCGAGCGAGCUACAGGGAAAUAGUAAUGGCCGGCAACCGGAAAAACCUGCUUCCGAUCGUACUCAUUUGGGUUGUCAUUAUGCUUGGAACCCUAGCCCUUAUUCUUAACCGCAUAAGUGAUGUUUCAGCUCCAAUAGACCAGAAAAGCAUCGAUCAUAAGGGAAAAACAACUGAAGAUGUAGAGGAUGUUACACACAAAGUAUACUUCGACAUUGAAAUUAAUGGAAAUCCUGCAGGUCGUGUGGUCAUAGGCCUCUUUGGAAACACUGUUCCAAAAACUGUAGAAAAUUUCCGAGCUCUAUGCACAGGAGAAAAAGGGAUGGGAAAGAGCGGGAGAAGUCUCCACUAUAAAGGAAGUGCUUUUCACAGGAUCAUACCUAGCUUCAUGAUCCAGGGAGGUGACUUCACUAGUGGGGAUGGGAGAGGUGGAGAAUCAAUAUAUGGAAACAGCUUUGCAGAUGAGAACUUUAAACUGAAGCACACUGGUUCUGGAAUUCUAUCAAUGGCGAAUGCUGGACCAGAUACCAACAGGUCACAGUUUUUCAUCACCACAGUGGCAACAAGCUGGUUGGAUGGGCGACACGUUGUGUUUGGCAAAGUCCUCUCAGGGAUGGACAUUAUACACAAGAUUGAGGCAGAAGGGAGGCAAAGUGGAACUCCAAAGAGCAAAGUUAUUAUUUCCGAUAGCGGCGAGCUAACGUUAUGAGUCCAAUACCCCACCAUUCGUGUCACGCGUGGUUGCUCUAAUUUUGAUUCGGUACAUUACAAGUAUACUUUUGGAAAGUUAGAUAUACAGAACGAUUGUGAAAUGUAUGUUCAUAAGAAACACACCAAAUUAGCAUUCUUCACAUUGGUUAUUCUCCUUAAGUAGAAAUUAAAUGGGAAUGGCAGAAAAAGCUCUAAUAUUUGUUUGUUUUAUGUUAUGAUUCUAAAUGAUACACCGUAUAUGAUAUAUGUUGUACAAUGAACUAUAAAAAUGAUCACACUUGUAUUAAUCAUGUUAUUUUUGGAAGUUGAAA
Cuscuta epithymum is the source of this 1052-nucleotide messenger RNA. The record is from the annotation of a GenBank genome assembly. Lineage: Eukaryota; Viridiplantae; Streptophyta; Magnoliopsida; Solanales; Convolvulaceae.